Molecule: messenger RNA, 2301 nt
Organism: Octodon degus (degu)
Lineage: Eukaryota; Metazoa; Chordata; Mammalia; Rodentia; Octodontidae
Gene: Rccd1
Product: RCC1 domain containing 1
Exons: 8
Coding region: 586-1701 (371 amino acids)
Source: RefSeq, a predicted model, not a curated record
AGUGCUAGGCGGCGGAAAAGCUGGAGUGGCUGUGUCUGCAGAUCAGGGGCAUCUGCCCACCAGCAGUUUAGCUCGAAUGUUUGUAGUUAUCCUCAGUGGUUCUAAUCGGAGCUUCGUGGCCCGGCGGAAAUUUGUUCCCUUUAUUUCACCGACUGGCUUGCCAACUAGCUGCAAGGGCAUCAGGCCGGAACCAUAGUGCUGGGUACUAAGAGGCGGAGGGAGGUGAGCGCUAAUCUCCAGACACCGCCCUCUCGAGCGAUUGGCCGGAGGGAGGCUGCUGCAGCCAAUGGUCGCUUCGCUAGGACUGCUGCCUUUCAAAUUUGUUCUGGCGCUGAGUACCCUGGGCUCCGGGUGCCACUCUGCGCUCCGUGAGGACGUUUCCAGAAGGUGGUCUGCGCAGGUAACCUGCGGUGACUGAGAUCAAGGUCACCGCUCCGUGAGUUGGAAGUGGACGUGGACGUGGACUGGGCUGCGUGCUUCAGAGCUGUGGUCGCAGGAGAAACCAAGAUCUGAAUUUAGAGAUACAGCAGCUGCAAUCCUGGGCAAAUCUGCAAGUCUCCUGGGGUCAGGCUCCGGACCCCAGGCAUGGCGGAGGAGCGGCUGGGGUCCUGGUUUGGCUUCGGAUUCUGCGGCUUUGGGCAGGAGCCAGGAUCAGGGUGCAGGCACCAGGUGCUCAGCCCUGAGCCUCUGCAGGCGGGUGGGGACAUCCGCCAUGUGAGCGCCAGCUGGAGCUACACAACCCUGGUGACCCGCGGAGGCCGCGUGGAGCUGUCGGGUUCCACAAGCGGCUCCGCUGGCGGCUGCAGGGACGCGUGGGCCUCCGAGGGGCUCCUCGUGCUGCUGCGUGACAGCCCAGGAUCGCAAACAGAGCUGCAGGCCUGGGCACCCAGCUCGGCGCUGUGUGGGGAGCCGCUCUGGGCCCAGGAUCCAGAGGCGGAUGGAGCUGAGCUGGGCGCAGAGGCCCAGAUGGUGAUGUUGCCCCUGCUGCCGGGCGCCCGCGCUUACGUGAGUCCGCGGCCGCCCUACCGCCGCAGCCUGGCCCCGGAGCUGCGUGCGCGUCAGCUGGAGCUGGGUGCGGAGCACGUGCUGUUGCUGGACGCAGCCGGCCAGGUCUUCUCCUGGGGUGGGGGCAGACAUGGACAGCUGGGCCAUGGGACACUGGAGGCAGAACUGGAGCCAAGGCUGCUGGAGGCACUGCAGGGCCUGCCCAUGGCCCAGGUGGCAGCGGGGGGCUGGCACUCGGUGUGUGUGAGCGAGACCAGGGACCUUUAUAUCUGGGGCUGGAAUGAAUCAGGGCAGCUGGCCUUGCCCACAAGGAGCCUGGCAGAAGACAAGAGGACAGUCACAGGGGAAGGCCUGAACCAAGAUGGCUCUGAAGUAGAGAGAGCGGCCAGGGCUGAGGGUGGAGCCUCUGCCCCCUUCAUAGCUGUCCAGCCCUUCCCUGCGCUGCUGGACCUUCCCCUGGGUUCGGAGGCAGUUGGGGCCAGCUGUGGAUCCAGGCACACAGCUGUGGUGACACGAACAGGAGAGCUCUACACCUGGGGCUGGGGUAAAUAUGGACAGCUUGGCCACCAGGACAGCACCAGCUUGGACCGGCCCUGCCGUGUGGAAUACUUUGUAGAGAAACAACUCCAAGUCAAAACUGUUACCUGUGGGCCCUGGAACACGUAUGUGUAUGCUGUGGAGAACAGGAACGGCUAAUGUAUGGUUACAUGUCUGUUUCAAGUUAUAAAAACAGAAAAGUACAUACAACAACUUUACAGUGUAUUGAAAAUGACAAGGCUAACACUUGUCAUUUACCUGCUCUAGUAAGAGAAACCCAAGGUCGUGCCUGCCCCUGCUUAUUGCAGCCUGGCCUUUCUCCACCACUAUACAGUGGGAAACUGAGAGCGCUGUCCCCAGGCUGGGCCUCAGGGGAUGUCACCCAGAUGAUUGUGAUAUAUGGCAGACUGGGGACCGCUAGAGGUCAUUUAUUGCCAUUUAUGUCCUUGUUUAAUUCAGAACUUUACCACCUUAGAUGCAUCCUUAUACAAUAAAUCCCCAAUUUAUGAACAGGUUCUAUUCUGGGAGAAUGUUCAUAAGUCAGAUUUAAUUCUGAGUCUGACAAAGUGAGUAUUAUACAGUGCACCUAUGAAAGUUCGCAACUCAAAUGUUUAUAAAUUGGGGACUUUCUGUGUAAUAGUUUGUCUGCUUCUGAACAUCAGGUAAUCAUUGUGAAUGUUACUUUUUCAAUAUAAUAUCAAAUGAUAAUUUUAAUAUAGUAUUAAAUAAUAAAAGGUCUUGCUACGCAGCUCAGACUCA